UGAAAUUUACAAUGGUUUCUUAUGCGUACACACCACCAUCAACAAAUUCAACGCGAACCUAAUGGGCAACAUCGCGAGCGGCGGCGCUAGCCCUCGCCCGCCUCCGCCGCCGGCGCACCUCGACGCCUACAGGCACGGGGCGCCGCCUCCGUACUACCACAGCUACCCUCGUUUGCCCCCCGGCGCCGCCGCGCCGCCGCCCGUGCCGGUGCCCGCGCAGGUGGAGCGCCACAGGGCCGUCGCGGUCAGCGUCGGCGUCAUCGUCAAGGGGGACACCCUGCGGCUGGUGCCCGACGACGGCGGACGCGUCCUGCUCCUCGCCUUCUCCUUCGACGCCGAUGCCCCCGGAAGCAUAACUGUGUACUUCUUUGCACAAGAAGAUGGUGAAUGUGCCUUGAAGGCCACAAAGGAAAAAAUGCUUCAACCGGUGACUGUACCUUUCAAAGAAGGUCGAGGUCAGGAGUUCAAGCAACCAUGUGGGUCAGGAAUCGAUGUCUCUCUUUUUGAGGAAUCUGAGCUAACUAGCGUUGGGGAAGGUGGUGUAUUCCCUAUAGCAUUCAAAGUAGAAAUGGAUGUAUCAGGCAACCAAGAAUCAGAAGGGGCACAUGAGGCAGAAGAAUCAAAAUCUCUAGUCAAAUAUGCUAUAUUUGUGAAGAAAGACAAUGCUGAAUAUGGAGUCCAAGUUGUGCAGCAGAUCCUUUGGGUAGAUGGAAUUAGAUAUGUCUUACAGGAAAUAUAUGGUAUUGGGAACACAGCUAAUAAGAAUGCUCGUGAGGACGAUACUGGGAAAUUAUGUGUUGUUUGCCUUUCUGAACCAAGAGAUACUGCCGUUCUGCCAUGCAGGCAUAUGUGCCUGUGCAGGGAAUGUGCUCAAACUUUAAGGUACCAAACCAACAAAUGCCCAAUGUGCAGGCAACCUGUUGAGGGCCUUCGCGAGAUAGAGGUUGAUAACGAAGAGAUCCCUCAACAAGGAUCUCAGUAGUUAACAGAACCUCAAUGAAUUCUCAUCUGAUUGCAAGCAAAAAUUGCAUGUAAAUAUGUCAUGUGUUUAUGAAAGUACUGUGCUUUUUGAAGGAAAAAGUUGGAAAUUACGAGCAACAAAGUUGUUUCUGAUAUGUUGUUAAGAGAUGAACCUAAUGAGAUUUAAGAGUAUACAUUUGGACUACCCAAACUCUGGUUCUACACUGUAUGGCUCAGGCCUUUUGCAGGGAACAAUCGUUUUUUUUCUUCUAAUAUGGUUACUCACCUGUCACAAGAUGUGUUAUGCACACUUAUUACAUACGUUGAAGAGCACCCGCUGUAUUUUUUAUUGUUCUGUGAUGUCCAGAGGAAGUGAGGUACACCAAUCGGAACCUUCUCCUCUCAUUGGCAUCCUGGGUCUACGUGGAAUAUUCGUUCCAAUCAGAAGUCAAUCCCAGAAUCUUAGUUGCUACUAAGGCCCUUGUAAC
Molecule: messenger RNA, 1448 nt
Organism: Oryza brachyantha (malo sina)
Lineage: Eukaryota; Viridiplantae; Streptophyta; Magnoliopsida; Poales; Poaceae
Product: probable E3 ubiquitin-protein ligase LUL2
Exons: 3
Coding region: 62-982 (306 amino acids)
Biological process (GO): protein ubiquitination
Molecular function (GO): ubiquitin protein ligase activity
Source: RefSeq, a predicted model, not a curated record